GACAGGCUUUUAACGCUGAGGCUUUACAACUAAGAAAAUUGGUCAUGUGUUUCGCCGAAUUUGAGAAUAUUUCCUUCGCCACCAGAUAUAUCCAAGAGUUCAAUGGGACGUCUAUUCAAAACAUUACUAAAUGCGGAAUUUGGUUGAGCUUUUCCAAAAAGCCUCUUGGCGUGCGCUCCGGCCCAGCCGAAGAAGUCAUUUCUUCUCGUGUAAGUCUUAAUGGUGGUAAUCGACAGUCAGAUGGGGAUUCAUACAUAGCAGUGAAUACGCAGGGUUCUAUAGGCGCUGGAACACUAGGCGGAGGUCAACAUGGACAUGGAGUUGUUGCAUUUAGGCCUACGUUCCCAACAAUGGGAACUGGCGCAACCUGUGACUAUUCACCUGCAUACAUGUAUGGGAAGUGAUCUUGUGGAGCUUUUGGAUAAGAGACAGCUUUUACGGCCACAUCUAAGCAACAGACUUCA
Botrytis cinerea B05.10 is the source of this 464-nucleotide messenger RNA. RefSeq lists its product as hypothetical. Bases 45 to 404 code for a protein of 119 amino acids. Lineage: Eukaryota; Fungi; Ascomycota; Leotiomycetes; Helotiales; Sclerotiniaceae. The transcript has a single exon. The record is from RefSeq and is a predicted model, not a curated record.